Molecule: messenger RNA, 1677 nt
Organism: Impatiens glandulifera
Lineage: Eukaryota; Viridiplantae; Streptophyta; Magnoliopsida; Ericales; Balsaminaceae
Product: solute carrier family 40 member 2-like
Exons: 7
Coding region: 48-1157 (369 amino acids)
Biological process (GO): iron ion transmembrane transport
Cellular component (GO): membrane
Molecular function (GO): iron ion transmembrane transporter activity
Source: RefSeq, a predicted model, not a curated record
UCCUCCACUCGUUAAGUUCUUUCUAGCCCAUUUUCCAUUCCAUCAAAAUGGAGAACGAAUUCAGGGAAGAACCAUUGUCUCUGCAACUUGAACAUCACCCAUCACCGCCGCCACCACCACCACCACCAACGCCGCCUAUUCCAUCAUAUCUGCUUGUUUAUUUGUACGUCGGCCACUUCUUGACUAGAUGGGGUGCCAGGAUGUGGGAAUUCUCUGUUGGGUUAUAUAUGAUCAAUAUUUGGCCUAAUUCAUUACUCUUAACUGCUAUCUAUGGAAUUGUGGAAUCGGCUUCUAUUGUUGUUUUUGGUCCUCUUGUUGGACAAUGGAUAAAUAAACUGUCAUAUAUCAAUAUUCUCCGGCUUUGGCUCUUAACACAAAACCUCUCUUUUCUGGUAGCUGGUGGCUCUGUUAUUACCUUGCUCAUCUAUGAAAACCUUAAGCUAACCAAGUUUACAGUUUUCUUAUCGCUGGUUAUAUUGACAAACAUAUCCGGAGCAAUUGGUGCUCUUUCAACUCUCGCGGGCACAAUCUUGAUCGAAAGAGAAUGGGUUGUGGUUAUAUCAGAAGGACAACAACCUAUGGAAGUUCAUCUUCUUCCUAAGAUGAAUUCAAUCAUAAGAAGAAUUGAUUUGGUUUGCAAGCUAUUCGCGCCAGUUGCGUCUGGAUUAAUCAUUAGCUUCGUAUCGCUUAAAGCUUCUGCGAUGGCCUUCUCGAUAUGGAAUGUUUUGUUUGUUCUAAUUGAGUAUUGGCUAUUCAUUUCUGUCUAUAAAGGCAUUCCUUCUCUGAAAGAAAGCAAUAGAAGAAGGAUUUCUUCUAGGCUUUCGCCAAUUCUUGUAGACGAAGAAGAAGAAACUAAUAAGUUUAUGGAUACAUUUUCGCGGUUUUCGUAUGUUAAAGCUUGGAAGGUUUACCUUAGACAAGAAGUAGUCCUUCCUGGCAUCGCUCUUGCCUUGUUGUAUUUUACUGUUCUUAGCUUUGGAUCGUUAAUGACGGCUGCGCUAAUAUGGGAAGGAAUACCUGCUUAUAUUAUCGGGAUUGGACGAGGAAUAAGCGCGACAAUAGGGAUAACUGCUACUUUUUUGUAUCCAAUUAUGCAAUCUCGGAUUUCUCCACUUAGAACAGGGCUAUGGUCUAUUUGGUCACAGGUAUUAUUUUAACUUAUUGCUUGUAUUAAAUGAAUGCAAUUAUUUAUAAGUUGCUAACUUUUGGAAUAUUUUGUGAAGUGGACUUUCCUUAUAGUUUGUGUAGCUUCUAUAUUUGUCAAAAAAGGAUUUGCUUCUGCUUAUAUGUUGAUGGGUGGUGUGGCUGCGUCGCGUUUAGGGUUGUGGAUGUUUGAUUUAGCAGUCACGCAACAAAUGCAGGAUCAAGUUAGUGAAUCCGAUCGCAUUGUGGUGGGAAGUGUUCAAAAUUCGAUACAAUCGGUUUUGGAUUUGAUGACGUAUGUUAUGGGUAUUAUAAUAUCUAAUCCUAAGGAUUUCUGGGAAUUGACUGUCAUAUCGUUCGUUCUUGUCACAUUGGCAGUGUUUCUUUAUUGUUUGCAUAUAUACCGUGUUCGAAAGCAUCUCAUUCACUUUGAAAAAUUGUUACUUCUUUCGCCGUGGCGCGCCAGAUCCUUCUAACUUAUGUUUUACCAAUAUCAAUAAUUGUUGUUGUAAAUGAAUAUUUGUUUGUUCAUCU